Messenger RNA from Pocillopora meandrina, 2185 nucleotides. NCBI's taxonomy places the organism in Eukaryota, Metazoa, Cnidaria, Anthozoa, Scleractinia, Pocilloporidae. The record is from the annotation of a GenBank genome assembly.
AUUUGUUGAGACCAAAUUAAUCUCAUUCAUUUUGUCAAUGGCUUCUUCUUUUACCGCCGGUUUUUAGGUCAAUGAUGUAGUCUAGUACAGACCAUUAUGUUUACAAGGAUUUUGGCUCAGUGAAACUUUUGGAAGCUUGAAGCCUUGCCUGGGAUCGAGGCUGGAAGAGGACGUAAAUGAAAAGUGGUUUCCAAAACAAACUAGAUUAGACUGCGGCUUGAAUAUCAGUGUGAAGAAGAUUUGCAAACCUCAGGUGAACCGACGGAAGAAUCACAGAAUCGAGAGAGGGCAGCUAAUCACAGUGAUAAAGAGAUGUCUUUGAGAGCCACAUGUAAAGAUAAAUCAAUCGGAUGAGUUUGGAAAAUAUGAGCGAGAAGGAGUGCAGUCCUCCUAAAUUUCUUCGGCUGGAUGAUUCAUUAUCCGAAGUAGGGGUAACGAAAUUUUGAAAUUUUGGGAUAUCACUUAGUUUAGAUUUCUUGACUAACACCACUAGCAGUUUCUCCAGCGUUGUGCGAACGUAUUCGUUUGAGAUUCAUUUCGUAGCGAAAAUGAUGUGAGGUCUUGGCAGUAUUAAAGCUUAAAUUCUUACUGAUCCAUAAGACACCGUUUUCGAAAACGGACUUGAAGGUCUCAGGCAAGACCUUGGAAUCUUGAACGAACUGUCGUACUACAUAUUGUUAUCAGUGACUUAUGAUAUAGAGUAUUCUUGAAAGAUUUUCAAUAAUGUGUGCAGAAAUUAUUUUUCGGGCCUUAAAAGAGAAGCUGCAUCUCGUAUUUUCCGUAAGAGGUUAAGGGUAUAGCGUAAUACGUGUAAUUUACUUCACGUAAAAUAAGUAGACUAAGUGCUUUCACACAUGCCACUUACCUCUGUGGCGAGAAGCAAAGUGGCUUCCUAUUUCUCUGUGAUGAAGUUUGAUUAAAGCAUAGCCAAGUGACAACUAAGUUUGGUUUCAUUGCAUUCCAGCACAGGCUCUGUACGCAGCUUGAGGAGUUAAGUUAGUUGGUUACAUAAUUUUACCAUUUAUUGCAUUUUUUCAAUCCUCUAUGGAAAAAUCUCAAAGUUUUAAAUGCGGUAACGAACAAUCUAAUGGAAACUAUGAAAUGUGUAAUGAUUUUAAGCAAUCUUUAAAACUGAUUGAAAAACAUAAAUUAGGAAGUAUCAAGUGAGCUAAUGUCCCUGUUUGAUUGCAUUUCAGCACAGGCUCUGUACGCAGCUUGAGGAGGUAAGUUAAAUGGUUACAUAAUUUUACCAUUUAUUGCAUUUUUUCAAUCCUCUAUGGUAAAAUCUGAAAGUUUUAAGUGCGGUAACGAACAAUCUAAUGGAAACUAUGAAAUGUGUAAUGAUUUUAAGCAAUCUUUAAAACUGAUUGAAAAACAUAAAUUAGGAAGUAUCAAGUGAGCUAAUGUCCCUGCAGAAGGAUAACUCUUUUGGGAUAUACAUGAUUGUAUGAAAGAAAAUGAGAUUUUAAUGCUCCAUGAUGUCAUUUACAUGUAGACGUAUGUUUUACCGUUAAGAGCUGUAGUGGAUUAAUUUCAGAAUGUGCUUACAUGAUUGUUAAAUAUAUGUGCAUUUACAUAUGCAAACAUGAAAGAAAUCUCUCAGGCUGACUUGUCAUCAGUUUUGAAACAUAUUUCCCUUUUGUGGUAGCAGAGUUUGUGCAGAAAGUUUUGUCCAACAAUUAGCAAACCAGAAUCUAUGUUUUAAUCUGGGAAAUUCUGAAAGAAAAAAUUUGGCAUGAAGCAGUGCAUACUGGUAAAAGCUGUGUAAAUUCCGAUGUACCUUUACCAAGUGACAUCAUGGCAUGAUUUUUAGCCAUAAAUAAUACAAUGUAAAGUGUUAAACUUAAACGAAAGGCACAAUGCUUUUACAUUUACAAACAGUGGAGAGAUCUUCCAGUCAGUGACAGUAAUAAUUAUCACUUUUAAAACAUAUUUUUUCCUCUUUUUCAGAGUCAAUGUAUCCAAGCAGAGAAUUAUGUCCAACAAGUAAUUAAUCAGGUGCCAUGUCAUGGAAGUUGGUCGUCCAGCAAUCCAGUCGGAGUUACCAUCCUAACAAAUGAACGGGGGUGCAGGUUGAGAUUUUGGGGAAACGAAUAAAUCCUCACAACAGAGUUGUCCACACAAUUUGCAAAAUUCCCUCAUGUGAAAGUCUCUGUCCUGGUCCCUGAAGGUUCAUGUGAUGAAC